AUGGUAGCCCCGCUGCGAAUACUAAGGAAGGGGUGGAACGAAAAGUUGCUGCUCCAGCGAACCAUAUUCACGCAGGUGUUCAGGCGUGGCAACGUCAUCGGAAGUGGGACCCUCCCGUGGCAGUUCACCAAGAGGAACAUAAAUAUCUCGAGGAGAUGGUUGAACCAAGACCCCUACACUGUGCUGGGAUUAUCCCGUAACGCCACGACGAAUGAAAUUAAGAAGCAGUUUCGCUUGCUGGCCAAGAAGUAUCACCCAGAUAUUAAUCCCUCCCCAGAUGCAAAGCAAAAAAUGGCCUCCAUAACGGCAGCAUAUGAACUUUUGUCCGAUCCGAAGAAGAAGGAAUUUUACGACAAAACAGGAAUGACGGAUGAUAUGAAUUACGAUGGACAUGGGGCUUCCGGAUCAGCCUCUAAUUUUGAGGGAGCCUUUUCCGGGUUUGGAGAUGCCUCCUUCAUGUUCACUGAUUUUGCCGAGAUGUUCAGCAACAUGGCUGGUUCUAAGACGACUUCCACCAGGGGAGAAGAUAUACAAACGGAGAUUACUCUAAAAUUUAUGGAGGCAAUAAAAGGGUGCGAAAAAAACAUCCGUUUGAAUGUAAAGGUGUCCUGUAAUAAUUGUAACGGAUCGGGAAAAAAACCAGGAACCAAUUUAACCAUUUGUAAAGUAUGUAACGGGUCGGGGAUCCAAAGAAUUGAGAGGGGGCCAAUCAUCAUUGGAGUCCCCUGUAGAAACUGCUCAGGCAAUGGACAAAUUAUUAACAACCCUUGUAAGCAAUGCUCUGGAAGCGGAGUGAAAUUUCAAACUAAGAAUAUUACCCUAGAUAUUCCACCGGGAAUUAAGAAGGGAAUGCAAAUGAGAAUACCAAACCAGGGACACUCAGGUUAUAGAGGUGGGAAGAAUGGGCACCUGUUUGUUACUAUAAAUAUCGAACCGCAUAAGAUCUUCAAAUGGGUCGAUGAUAAUAUACAUGUGGAGGUCCCUCUAACCAUGAAGCAGUGUCUACUAGGGGGGGUGAUUAAGGUUCCCACGCUUAAUGGAGAUAUGGAUCUCCUCAUUAGACCCAAAACAUAUCCAAACUCGGAGAGAGUACUUAAAGGAAAAGGUCCUUGCAAAGUGGACUCGCAUACGAACGGUGACUUGAUAGUAAAAUUUAGUCUGAAAAUCCCAGACAGGUUGACCCCCAGGCAGGUCGAGUUGAUUGAGGAGUUCAACCGAAUUGAGCUCAACCAGGGAAGAGACGACACGGCGGAGAAGUCCAACCUGGGUAACAGCGGUAGUGGUGGUGGCAUGAAUGGUGGCAACAGUGGCAGUAGGGACAGUGCAAGCACCUCCCGUGAAGCAGGAUCUGCCAAGGGAGCGGAGAAUCACGUUCCGGAACCCCCACCCAUUUCACCAAAAAAAAAGAACAACGUCAACAACUGGGAGGGAAAAAACGACUCCAACGUACCUAUCCCGCCGCCCCCUCCGAAAUCGACAAGGCAAGGUGGGGAAGCCCACCGUGGAGAAGCACACAGAGAGAUGAACAAAGACACACGAUUGCACAACAAUAUUAAUACGACCCACUCCAAUGGGGAAGACUCUGCAAGGAAUAUCGGCAACUUCGACCAGUCCACCAUGUCCAGUACCAAUGUGAACACGAACAAGAUAGGUAACUCAUCCUAUAAGAUGGACGACACAGCGAAUAAGGGCAACUCCCCCGGUGCAGGUGUCCCCCCCGAUAACACAAUCAACGGUAGUAACCAGUCGGCCGAUUCGUACCAGCCAGGCGGGACGGAUGACAGAGGGGGGAAUUCCUCCUCCACUUUUUCCUAUGCCAAGAAAUGGAUAUCAGACAAGUUGAGGCCCAAAACGUAG
Molecule: messenger RNA, 1857 nt
Organism: Plasmodium coatneyi
Lineage: Eukaryota; Apicomplexa; Aconoidasida; Haemosporida; Plasmodiidae
Product: DNAJ protein
Exons: 1
Coding region: 1-1857 (618 amino acids)
Biological process (GO): protein refolding; response to heat
Cellular component (GO): cytoplasm
Molecular function (GO): heat shock protein binding; ATP binding
Source: RefSeq, a predicted model, not a curated record